AAAAAUCUGGGCGAGAAGAAGUCGCGGCUGUAAAUCGACUCUCAUCUGAUCCGAAGGCUUGAGUUGCAUCCACCACUACUUUAUCGUUGCGGAAGAUUGCGAGGUUUUCUCACACCAGAUUUUUGCACCAUGGCUCCGAGAAAUGUUGAGCCGGACAAUGUUAGCGACUCAUCCUCUUCAUCCGAUCCUUUGGACACAAGAAAUGACGAAGGGUGGGAGGAUGUGGAACAGGACGAAGAGCCCAUCACCGUUGUGUCUCUCUUUGACGAGAAGACAUUUCCAGACGCCUCGAGUAUGCUGACCUACUGUCGAGACAAUCACAACUUUGAUAUCUGGAAGAUACGACAAACCCUUGGCCUUGACUUUCUCGACCUGAUCAAACUUGUCAACUAUAUCCGCUCCGAGGUCAGAGCAGGCAACGCAUACCAUACCGUAUCUUCGAAAUCAGUCUUUGACGACGACAAAUAUCUCAAGCCGGUUUUGGAGGACGACGCGCUUCUGUACAGUUUGGAUGAUGUGUUCGAGGACACUACUAGCUCCGGGCCCGCCAACGAAGUCGACCAACUCCGCGAGCAGCUGGCCACUCUACAAUCUCAAUUCGCGGCGUAUCGAGAGCAAGUCCAGAGUGCUCUUCUCGACAGACUAGACGUCCAAGACGGCGGCGCGCCAGAAUUCAACGCCGCACGUACCGGCCGUCAGGGUGCUACCACCAAAGACAACACCGAAGAGUUCGACAAGGAUUACUUCAAAUCAUACUCGUAUAACUCGAUCCACGAGUCCAUGAUCAAGGACCGUAUUCGAACCGACGCGUAUCGAGACUUCAUCUAUGACCACAAGGAGUUGUUCCAGGAUAAAGUCGUCCUUGACGUUGGCUGUGGCACCGGAAUCUUGUCCAUGUUUUGUGCCAAAGCCGGAGCGAAGCUGGUCAUUGCGGUGGACAACUCGGACAUCAUCGACAAGGCCCGCGAGCACGUGUACACCAACAAUCUGCAGGACACGAUCAAAUGUCUACGUGGCAAGAUUGAGGAGGUCCAACUACCUGUCGAGAAAGUCGACAUCAUCGUCAGCGAGUGGAUGGGGUACUGUCUGCUCUACGAGUCCAUGCUGGAUUCAGUCCUUUACGCACGAGACAGGUACCUGGCACCGGAUGGACUCAUGGUGCCGUCUCACGCCAGCUUGCGGAUCGCGCCCUUGGCCGACUCAGAGUUGAAGGCGUCGCACAUUGAUUUCUGGCGCCACGUGUACGGCUUCGACAUGACGCCCAUGCUGGAACGGGCACACGAGGAGGCCAUCGUUCGUGUUACGGACAAGAAAGAGCUGGCCGCCAAAAGCGUCCCGUUUCUCGAGUUGGAUCUGCACACCUGCCAGGUUGGAGAUUUGACCUUCACGAAACCCUUCGCGGCGACUUGGAAGGAUGGGUUCAAGGUGCUCGAGGGAUUCGUUGUGUGGUUUGACAUCAUCUUCGCCACGGGUCGGAAGCAGAAUGUCAAUGCGGGAAUGACGGCCGCGGAAGCAAAAAAAGCCGGCGUCGUCGCCUUUUCGACUGGUCCCGCCACCGAAGCCACGCACUGGCAACAGGGAAUCUUUUUGAUCAAAAACCCGGGAAAAACGGAGGAGUUUGAAAAGGGUGAUUUGGUCAGUGGCGAGAUCACCUACCUCAAGAAGCAAGGACAAGAGAGGUCCCUGGACAUUGAGAUCUCUUGGAACAAAGGAUCGGCAUCGGCGUCUCAGGGAAAGACCAAGAAACAGAUGUGGGUGCUGGAUUGAUUUCCGUUCCUGACCCGAAGUCAUUGCUCUAGAUCUAUACCAGUCAGUGGUCGAUGAAGAGGAAGUGUUAGCAGAGCAAGCAUGAAGAUGGCGAGCGGUUUCAGACAGACACAGACAUAGACCUAGCAUUCAGUUAUUAGACCAAGAGAUGUACUGUAAGCCCUUGGUAG
Messenger RNA from Exophiala oligosperma, 1937 nucleotides. RefSeq lists its product as uncharacterized. The transcript has 2 exons. Bases 130 to 1767 code for a protein of 545 amino acids. Gene Ontology annotation, cellular component: nucleus. Gene Ontology annotation, molecular function: protein-arginine N-methyltransferase activity. Lineage: Eukaryota; Fungi; Ascomycota; Eurotiomycetes; Chaetothyriales; Herpotrichiellaceae. The record is from RefSeq and is a predicted model, not a curated record. Gene Ontology annotation, biological process: peptidyl-arginine methylation.